This is a messenger RNA of Eublepharis macularius, 2863 nucleotides long. RefSeq lists its product as uncharacterized. The transcript is spliced from 2 exons. Lineage: Eukaryota; Metazoa; Chordata; Lepidosauria; Squamata; Eublepharidae. The record is from RefSeq and is a predicted model, not a curated record. The coding region runs from base 61 to 2010 and encodes 649 amino acids.
CGCGAUACUUCCGGCGGAGGCCUGGGACGACGCUGAGGCCUUUUGGCAGCCGCGGGGGACAUGUUGCGAACGCCAUCCCCUUCUUCCUUGGCGCCUCGCCUCCACCGCAAGCGCUCCCGGUCCCAGGACCGGAGGAGCGGGGCAGGGGCGAACUGGGGCCGCCGCUGGACGGGGCCCGAGGCCUGGGGGACUGAGGCGCCCCCCGUGGAGACGGCAGCCCGGCCAGGCCCGGCCCUCUCGCCCGCCCGCCGGGACGAGCAGAAGGGCUGGAGUGGGCGGCCCAGGAGCUUUUCCCCGGCUGAGCCGUGGGUCGGGCCUGACCCCCUGAGGCCCCGUGGCAGCUCUCCUAGGGAGGCUUCUUGGGACCGCAACGAGGAAGGCGGGGGCUUCGGCCAGCCUCGUCGGUCAUGGAGUCCCGAGCCGGACAGCGGCUGGUGGAACAGCCCUGCGAGCGCAGCAGGAGGUCGCCGGAGCCCCAGCUCGGGGCGGGCGGCUGCAGACAGCCCCGAAGCGCUCCGUAGGCAGCGGAGCCCCGACGGAGAUACAAGGGCCUGGGGGAGCUCCGGGCGGGAGGCGAACUGGAAACGCCCUCGGAACGCGGGACGCCCUGCCUGGGAGCAAAGGCGGGGGGGCCCCGGAGAGGCUCGUAGGAGGCGGGGCGCCACAGAGAGGAGGGGAGCGGACGGCCAGCGGUUUAGGAGCCAAGAUAGGGGCUGGGGGAGGGAGGCCCGGCAGGAACACCAGGGGAGCAUCAGCAGCUGGAGUCAGUCGAGCAGGGAGCAGGCGGUGGGUAGCCCUAAUGGGACUGGAGGUAGGUGGGGCAGGACUGAGAAGAGGGGCAGAGAACAGCUCAGCCCCUCUGGAAGACAAAGCAGUCGGGGCAGCCCCAAAAGGGAGGCAAGGCAGAAAUUCUGGGGGAGCAGCAGGCACUAUAUGAGGGGGAAGCACCAGGUAAAUCCUGAUGAGGCUGGAAGCAGGUGGAGUUCUCCGUGGGGGAAGGAAGAGGAGGGUCAGAAUGAGGAGGGUUCAGAUAGUCCUGAUAGAGCUGCAAGAGGGCGGGACAGCCCCGUGGGGUAUGGGGGAGGUGAGAGUCUAGGUGAAGCUACAGCAGAGCAGGAUAGCCCUGAGAGGGAAGGGGAGGAGAAGGGAAGGUAUAGUGCAGGCAGUGCUGAGAUGAGCGCUUCCCACACACACAGUGAGGGAGGCAGGAGGUUUGGCCAGCCUCCUCUAUCUCUGGCAGCUUCUGUUGCCACUGACAGCUCUGCAGCCCCAAAGAAGUGGACACCACGCGAACCAGUGGUGUGUUGGUGGAUGCAGUGCCGGAGCAUCCUGGUAAAAAAGUUGAGGGAGCAGCAGAUGGCCAUCUGCCCCCGUCCCACCUUGCCGGACAAGACGGCAGAAACCCCUGAGAUCAACCCAGGCAUGCUGUCCUUGCUGAAUCAGCAGCAAGAGAAAGAGCUACGAAGAUCCACAUAUCCCUCACGCCUGCUCCAGGACGAGGUUCUUGACAUGCUGGCCCCAGCCAUGACCAUUUAUGAGAUGGUAGAGGAAGCGAUGGAGAAGGGGGAGCCAGUGGACCUCAUGGAGCUGCGUGAGUGGGUCCGCCGUCUCAUUCGUUUUAUUGGCAGCGUCAAUCAGAGGCUGACCUUGCAGCGCCGUUACCAGGUCCUCGGCAUCAUCAAUCCGCGGCUCAAGUCAGUGGUGUCCAAACUGAGUGGCCAAAGUACUGAUGGGAUGCUCUUUGCGGAAGACAAAGUAAAACUUUUGAAGGAGAUCAUUAAGCGGUUCCCGCAGCUGGCUGAAACCAGGAGCAAAAUGCCUCCGAAAGGGUUUGAUAGGCUUGCUCGAACAGCCUACUACAAAAAGGCCCAGAGAAGACCCUUUGUGGGGUCCCACUACAAGCCACAACGCAGUGGCUUUGAAUUCCAUAAACGAGGCACAGUGGACCGGCGAGUGGAACAGAGGCACCGCCAAGGAGCCGGAGCAGAGGGUCCAGCUGAGCAGUGCUGAGGGGCCAUGUGGCGCUCGUGAUGUUGUUGCCCUUGCCAGCUGCCGUUUCUGAGAAUUCCUUUGCACAAGAAGCACCUGUGGCAUCUCAUCCUGUGAGCAACUCCCAUCUUCCCGGCCUGUGUACAGGGGCAUCAGAGGAUACGAGGGGAAAGCUCAGCGUUGACCUGGUUGGCAUCUGCUUCACUACAGCAGCCGGGAAGGGAGCACUGGGCCCAUUGCAGCUCACAACAAAGGCCACCUCGCUCCGUGGAACCGACUUGGUCCUGCAGAGCUUUUCCUCAGGUGGCUCUGGCCUUUGGCCGCGUUCCCCUGCAUCUUCCCAUGAAGGAUUCAUUUGGCCUUGCUGCAGUUCCUUUGGCAUAUAACAACUUUGUUCCUUUUGCUAUUCCUGUAUGGGCAGUUUUCAGCUUUCGUUUUCACAGAAGUGUUUUGUAAUCACCUUGCGGAAUUUCCUCUCUGGGGAUGGUUCCUCGGGCUUCAUCCCUCAGCUUCUGCCGGGAGAGUGGCUGAGGAGAGUGUCUUGGAAAGCAUCCCUAGCUCCCCUGACCUGGCUCUGUGUGCUACGCAAGGAACACACCUCUGGAUCACCUUGGUAACUGACAGUGAUCCCUGCGGUCCUGGGGAGCCCUGCUCUUCUCCCAUGGGUGAAUUGUUGUGGAAAUCAGCUCCCUAAUACAUGUUCCUAUAAAGGGGUGAGGGAGUGCUGUAGAGGGGACUGAUGUCUUCGUAAGGAUGUGUCAUGCAGCUGUCCCCUCUUAUGGCAAGUUGGGUGGGUGGGGGCCCUGUUUACUUGUUUGGUUAUUCCUAUGUUCAGCAGUUGACUAUUGAAUAAAAAUUGUUGUGACUGAAAGUC